This is a messenger RNA of Zootermopsis nevadensis, 7493 nucleotides long. RefSeq names its product protein girdin (gene Girdin). The record is from RefSeq and is a predicted model, not a curated record. Gene Ontology annotation, molecular function: dynein light intermediate chain binding; microtubule binding. Gene Ontology annotation, cellular component: centrosome; cytoplasm. Gene Ontology annotation, biological process: cytoplasmic microtubule organization; cytoskeleton-dependent intracellular transport. NCBI's taxonomy places the organism in Eukaryota, Metazoa, Arthropoda, Insecta, Blattodea, Termopsidae.
GUUUGAGAACACAAUUACGUGAGAGAAGGGACAGAAGUGUAAUGUCUGUUCUUGUGGUCUGUGCUUCCUUUGUGAAGUCCUUAAAUUAUUUACAUGAUUGAAGAAGGUAGUAUUUUAAAAUCCACAUGAAGAGAAUGCUGAAGUUACCUCCGCCAAAAAGGCUCAUAUUUUGCAUAAGGUAACGUUAGAGACCUUUGUACAAAUAAAUACAGACUUCAUUAUGGCAGCUGCAACAGAGAUUGAAGAACUCAUGACAGGACCUCUUGUUACAUGGUUAAGUUCUUGCUUGGAGAAUGCAGACAGACUUGCUGAAUAUGAAGAUCUGACUGAUGGGAUUCUUAUUCAUGAAAUUCUGUUGCAAAUAGAUCCAGAGCCUGUGCAUCAUGGAGUAACACCAAGUAUGGGAAAUACAUCAAUACGCAUACGUAAUAUGGACAUCAUCAUUAAAAACAUCAAAGCUCUGUAUGAGGCAAGGAAUACAGAGGAAUUGUGUCAAGUUCUUCUUGUGGUGCCAGACUGCGUGAAGCUUGGAAGGGAACCAGACAGUGAAGUUGGUGUGGAAAACAUGCAGCUGUUACUUCUGCUGCUGUUGGGCUGUGCUGUGCAGUGCCCUAACAAGGAAACUUUUAUUGACAGAAUUAAACAAUUGGAUGUAUCAGUUCAGCAUGCCAUUGUUGAUUGCAUCAGGCAGGUAACAGACAGUCAUAAUAUUGUACUGACACAGGAUGCAAUUACUGAUGCCUUUCCUACUGAUCUUAUGGUGUUGCACAUUCGAAGGCUAGUGCGAGAGAGGGAUGAAUAUUUGAAGCAUUGGACAGCCUCAGUCAUUGAAGAGAGGUCAGUAGGAAGUGAAGAAUGUAGUGAGCAACAGAGGAAAGCAUCAACACCAAUGUCAGAAGGGGAGUCACAUCAUCUGGCCGUGGAACUUGCUGACUGGAAAGCUCGAUUGAGGAAACAGCGUCAGGAACUUGAGGAAAAAUCAGAAGCAUUAGUUGAGUGCAGAGAAGACCUGGAAAAUAACAAGAUAUUAGUAGCUAAACUACGGCAGGAGGUUCAAGAGCUGAUGCAAGAUGCCAGAGCUGCUAAAGCCUACCGAGAUGAGCUUGAUGCUGUGCGUGAAAGGGCAGAGCGAGUGGACAAACUUGAACUGGAAAUACAGCGAUACCGUGAGAAACUAAGUGACAUUGAGUUCUACAAGACACGUGUUGAGGAACUGCGAGAAGAUAAUAGGGUGCUGCUUGAAACAAGAGAAAUGCUAGAAGAGCAACUGCAGAGAGCCCGGAAACGAGCAGACCAUGUGCUUGAACUGGAGAGUGAGAUCAUCAAGUACAAGCAGCAGCUCACUGAUUUCACAUUAGAGAGGGAAGCCAACCACGAGAAGUUACAGGAACUCUUUGAAGAAAAUGCUCAGCUGCAAUUGCUUACCAAGUCUGCUCUCAAUGACAAUUCAACUUUUGAUAUUGAAAGUGACAACGCAGAAGAUUUUGAUGGAGGUUCAGGAGACAACAGUUUAUCAGAACAGUUAAGUAGCAAUGCACAGGCUCGUGCUCUCAAAUUAGAACUUGAGAAUCAUCGUCUUCUUUCAACAAUUGACAACCUGAAAGAGUCAUCAUUUCAUGAAAGCAGCAACAAAAUCCUUGAGCUUGAGAAGGACAAGAAGAAGUUGACUCUGAAGGUUGAUCAACUACAAGGAAAUUGUCGGCGUUUAAAUGAACAAAAUUCUGAAUUAGAACAACUAUUUAAGGAUGCUUUAACAGAAAACAGAAAACUUCAAGACUCUAUAGAUGCUUUAAAAUUAAAUUCUGACAAACAACAUCAGGAACUGCAGGCUGGUAGGUCUCAAAUAGAAGAACUUGGUAACGUUGUUGAGAGCAUGACAAAAGAAAAACAAAGGUUGCAGUGUCUUGUAGAAAGUAUCCAGCGUCGUGCAGAUGAGUUGGAGAGGACAAAUGAAGUAGCCAUUCAGCAGGCAGAGACCUGGAAGUCAGAGGCUCAGCAUGUCCCAGAGCUCCAAACUCAGUUCAGUACAAGCCAGGCAAAAGUAGAAAGCCUGGAAAAGGAAAACCAGAGUCUACAAAGAGAGCUAGUUAAGUUACGAGAAUCACUUGAGGUUAAAGAUGUGGCUCUUGAUCAGUGUGCAAGUGAGACUGCAUCCCAGGAAAAGGAGAGAAGUAGACUGACCAAGGAAUUGGAAGAAGCUACAACACAGAUUGCUAGGCUUCAUGAGGUGGAACGAGAGAGUCAAGAACUGGUAAGUCGUGCAGCUGUGGAUAGAGAGACAUUGGCUACACUCCAGAAUGAUUUAGUUACCCAGAAGCUCAACACACAACAACUAAAAAGCAGUUUGGAAAAGCUGGGGCUAGACCUUGACCAGUUAUUGGACCCAGAUGUUGCCUUAGAAAAAAUAGUGUCCAGCCCAGAAGUAUUACGAUUUGUAAAAGAGUUAAAUGCUAAACAAGAAGAGACAGAGCUCUGUAGACAAUGCAAGUUGGCACAGCAGGCUUCUGCUGAGGAACAACCCAUCAAUGAGGAACCUAGUCCUGACCUGCAGUCUCUUAAAUCAGAUAAUGAAUCUCUAAAUCACCAGUGUGAAGAGAUGCGUCUGGAAUUAGCAAUAUUGCAAAGCUCAUCUGAUAGCUUUCACUCUGACAAUGCAAAAUUGCAAGUGACAGUGGCAACACUGCAGUCACAGAUCUCAUCCCUUUCAACUCAACAUACUGCACUACAGCUUGCCAACUCUCAGCUGGUCGCUGAAAAAGAGGAGCUUGUGAAGGAGCACAGCUUGCAGCAGUCUGCACAUCAACAGUUGCUUCUUGAUCAAGUGACAUUGCAGUCACUGCACGAGCAGUUGACAGUAGAGUAUGAAAACCUGUUGAGAGAGAGGGAAGGACUAAAAGCAACCCAGCGAGACCUUCGCAAUGAAAUUAGGGUACUGAAAGAGCUGUGUACGCGGCAGGAGGCAUCUCAAACUUUGCUGGAGCAAGAAAAGGAAAAAUUAAAGUCAGAAUCUCGGUCCCUUGGGAAUUUGAGAGCAGAGCAUUCCAGUUUAAAAGAAGAUUUUCGAAAUCUGUUCACUGCAAGUGAGAAGUUGAAACAGGAGUACCGUAGUCUGCAGGAAGAGUAUCGAUCUCUUCGCAGUGAGAAUGGCAGCUUGAAGCUGCGACAGACAGAGAUGCGGGGGGAAUUGGCCAAAUCCAAUGACCAAAGCACUCUGCUAGAGAUUGAGGUUUCUAAGCUGAACAACAGGUGUGAGAUGUUACUACAGAUGAACACAGGGCUAGAAGAUGAUCGUCGUUCCCUCAUGGAUCACGUGUCAUUGAUCUUGAGUCAAUACCAUGAGCUGCUUACUCACAAUCUGGAGGAUAAGGAACAUUAUCAUAUGGAGGAAAAGAUGUUCACAGACAGACUAAACAACCUUUGUCGCCAGAAAGAAAAACUGGAGGAAAAGAUAAUGGAACAUUACCGGAAACUGGACAGCUGUUCGACAAAAAAGAAAAGUUUUGGUGCUACUCUCGUGAAAAGAGUUAGGAAAGCUGGUUCAGAUUUCAUUAACAAGGUACCAAGAAAUCGUCGAUCUUGGCAUGAAGACAGUAGGCAUGCUGAAAAUCAGGUGGCUGUACCCCAUGGAUCUGAAUCAGGAGAAGGUGGCAAUGAAUCAGAUGCUAGUUUGGAUGAUUUGAGGAGUCAGUUCCUUCCAGAAUCACACACUUCAGAUGGUUUUACACAAAGCACAUUGAGUCUAGGUAGUGCAGGAACUCGUAGAACUGUAUACUACACAGGAGAAGAAAACAGUGGGACAAGAGAGAGAGCACAAGAAUCAUAUUGCAAGGAUCAAGAUGUAACGAUUGACAAUAGCACCGCUCCAGAAGUUCCAUGCCCUUCUACACCACAGGAUUCUAGGUCAUUACUGGUGUAUAACCGUAUUUCAACUGUAAUUGGUGGAGUAGAUGAGUCUAGUCAAGUGACCCCUCAAGGGCCACCAAGUCCCAGCCAGGGAAGCCUAGCCCAAACCCCAAACACAGCAGAAGAGAAACGAUCAACUAAGACAAAGGGAAAAGGUGAAAAUUCCAUAUGGUAUGAAUAUGGUUGUGUGUAGAUAUUCUCUUAUGUAUCUUGCCUUUAUAGGUUAUGAGGACAAGCAAAAAGGACAAAAUUUAUCAGCUGAUGAAAUAUGUUUUUGCCAGAUUGCAUUAUUUUCUUCAUCCAAUUAUUUUUACAAAGCAACUGAAUACUUUGAUUAGUAUGGUUUCUUGCCAUAUGAUAGGCCUUCAGGAGUGGGGUAUUUCAAUCAAUGCUGGAAGCACAUGACAGUUUUAAAAUUUGGAUAAAAAUGUAUGCAUAUACUAUGCCAGUGUCCACUGCUUGAAAGUAUGUGCCUACUGAUCAGAGGGUUUAGGAAUGUUACCAUGUGUAUUUUUCAGUGCUACCAUAAACCGAAGUAUAAAAAUGUGUUAAUUUCACGCAUGUUGAACAUGCCUACUUAAUAAGUUAUGCAGAAAAGUCUUCUUUAAAUCUUUAAAUAUACAUAUUUAUGCACAGAGUACAUUAUUAUUGCAUUGUAACACAAAGAAUAUAACUUCAGAAAUUAUUUUGCAGCUGAUGAGCAAUAUUUAGAAAGGGAAGAGCCCAAUUUUUACUGAUUUGUUGGGACAUGUUGACAAAGAAUGUUGAAUUUUGUUGUGCCUGUUUAGUAAUAAUGGAUAUUAACAUAUUAAGAGCAAUUAUCAUCAUCCUUUCCUGUAUUAGGCCUAUGAAGUCCUUUCAAUUGCUUUCAAGACUGAGAGCAAUUUAGUGUGCACUAACUACUGAUUUGUAAAUGGAAUUGCAGCGAUCAUGACUUAAUCCUACAUACGUGAUGAUUUAUAUGGUUAUUCUAUGAUAAUGUAUACUUAUUUAUUGAAGCAGUGCUUUCUUUUUACAUAUUUAUGUUACCAUAAUGCUGUCUGCAGUGAUUGUAGAGGUUGAUUUUAAUGUCAGAAUAACAUAGAAAUGUCUUCAAAACCUAAUUUCAGACUUCAUGAAAUGUUUCCUUUUGCACAUAUUCAUUUUGUUUCAUUCAGUAGGACAGAUAUCUACUUUGGAAGAGUGGUGGCUGUGAUUUGCUAUGCCCUUGUGUGCGCGCACAUGCGUGCGUAAACGUAUCACUUACUUGUGGCAGGUUACACAAGAAAGGAAAGCUCUCCAAUAAAUAUACCACAACCAUUUGUUUGUACUCUAGGUGUAUUAAAUUACACUGUGUCAUCAUCUUAAUUUUUUUAAUGUAGAAUGCAUAUUGUAGGGUACCAGCAUUGCAUUUACUGGAAAGAUCAUAAAAAAAGAUGAGAAUUCUGAAGCUGGAAUAGCUUGUCCCCCAGUUUAUCCUUGAAUCAGUGACCUCCAGAAACUGGCCUCACUAAUCCAGUGAUACAAGGGAAAUAAAAGGUGCUGUGAUGAAAAUUUUAGAGGUCAUAACCCACUGUUUGCUUUAUCAAUCUCACUCGGUAAGAUCAAUCUCAGUUCUUGUCCCAUCCAUUUAUGUGCCAAAUUCAGUGAUAAUCCAUCCAUUACAAAUUAUUUGAGGAACUGAUGGACAGAAAUUAUGUUUCACUGUACAAGACACUAAAACAAUGAAUGGCGAAACUCUGGCUAGUAGUGUCAUCAUCAUCAUCAGUCCGGCUUUCAACAUUGAAAGUUGGUGACCCAUCAUUAGACACGUCAAAAUGAACAUGAGUCUAAAUAAUUUGGACUUUUGGAAGGAAAUAGAGAUUGGGAUUAAAGGGCUGGAAGAGAUUAGUUAUCAGCAGUUGUGGAAAUGAGUACAGAAUGUCAGAAGACUUCCAAGGUUAGAGUGACUGGUAUUCAGAGGCACAAGUAUUGAAUCUGUACUGCUGAACUUCUUAUAAAUAUUUUAGAUGUUUUAUUGGGAAUGGACUAUUCUUUAAUAUUGAAACAUAUAUUACAUAGUUACUUUCAUGUAAUGUCUUCCAAAAAGGCACUUUUUACUUCCAUAAUUGUUAAAUAAAUAUAUUUUUCAACAGAAAGCACAAGCCAAAGAUGGCACAUAAUAGACUGAAUUGGCCUAACAACGUAAGUAGAGUGGAGAUAUGGUGAUACAACGAUAAAAUACUUAUGGUGCCCAGACUAAUGUAGUGUAUAUUAUAGGCCUAUUAAUUUAAUAUUUCAAUAAUUUUUUUUGUCAGAGUUUAUAUCAUUUAUCUGAUGAUUGUUACAGAGUGCUAAUCAAAUGUGUGCAUCAAGGACAUCUUUUCCAAAUGUUCCAUGUACAAAUAAGUAGAAACACCUAUUUAUUGUUUCAUGUACAAUAUGCUACAUAUAUAUAUCAUAUUUUACUGAUAACUUCCAGGUUUAUAUCUCUGUUUUUAUUAUUAACUAUGCUUUUCUUUUCAUUAAGUUUAGUGUAGAUGCACUUUCCAGCAACCAAUAAGUUCUGUUCAUGAUAAGGUUUUUCAAUCUGAGUUUGUUUUCAAUGUCUGUAAUGUACACAAAUCCAAAGAUCAAGCAGCCAGAUGCCACUUCCCAUUAUAGAAAUUUGAGUUCACUCUCAGGAUAGUCCAUUUGGGAUUGGUGACAGACAUUGUGGCAGGUUUUUACUUAAGACUUCAAUUUUCCCUUGUCAAGUCAUUAUUCCAUGAAUACCCCAUACUACUAUCUGUGAGGUGUGCAAAAGGCCUGAUCAGCCAGCAUAUUGUCACAGCCUCUUAUUCAUCUCCAAUCCAGCAUGACUUUACAUUGAGUACUAAUAGUUACAAAGCAUUGGGCAGUUAAUGGCAUUAUUGCAUCACAUGUCUAAGCAAAGGCAUAUCACUUCAUUGUUAGUGGUAAAAUGCUCUCAUGGACUUACUCACAAGGCACAGCACAAAUAACUUCGAGAUGAACACAGUUGGAAGUUGACAUACAACUUCUGAACUACUCAGUGUAUUUAAUUUCCUGCACAGUUUUUGUUAAUUCUAUCUGCCAAACAAUUACUGAAGAUAAAGCUCUCAUUGUGAAACCUUAAUAAAUACUGUAUGUACUAACCUGCAGGUGUGAAUGCUUGUGGUAACACAGUAAUAUAAGAAACAAGUAGUGUGUGGGGAGAAGUAUUAUUUACACACAGACUUGUAAAAGUUGUAGAAUGUUUGAUUUCAGCAUUACAUAAUACAAAUUAAUGUCUGAAGUGCAUUACUUCAGCCAGUUGGUUACAUGGAUUAGGGCCAAUAUAGGAUAUGUAUGUCACACAAAUGCUGAAAUAAACAUUUGAAUUUUUCUUUAUCUCAUCUGUAUGUUGAAAUUGUAACUGGGCUGUAAAAGGGAACAGCACCAGUUAACUGGAAAGAAUCUCAGCAGAGUAUUUUAAAUAGUUUUAAUUACAUUUUAGAACUUUUAUAAGAAUACUAAGAUUAUAGUAAUUUAUGUAAUUAGUGAUGGACUUUAUUACAGAUAAUCCUGGCCAGAAUCAGUAUUGUAGCUUUCUGCUUUACAUUUUCACAGACCACAUGUCCAAUACUGAAAAU